Molecule: messenger RNA, 630 nt
Organism: Penicillium robsamsonii
Lineage: Eukaryota; Fungi; Ascomycota; Eurotiomycetes; Eurotiales; Aspergillaceae
Exons: 1
Coding region: 1-630 (209 amino acids)
Source: RefSeq, a predicted model, not a curated record
AUGUCCGUCAUACCCUGCAUCCGCUCUGUUCGUCGCUCCUCACUCCUCCGCAUUGGAGGUCUCCAAUCGCACCACAUCAUGCAACCCUCCAUACAAGGACUGGUUCCGGGCUCUUGGUCUUUGCGCAGCUUGUCCAGCUCUGGCAAAGCACGUCUUAGCCACAUCUCAUUCCAAUCGCAAUUUUACAUCCGAUCAUCGCUCCCAAGGCCCACAGCGAGGACCUACGCCGAUCGAAAAGGAUCCACCGGCAAAGCCGAAGCCGACCUCCUAGUCGAGGAACUACAAGAGCUGUACGAAGUCGCCAAAGACGAGUUCGAAAUUGCCACUGAAAGCACCGACUCAUCUACCAUCUACGCCGCAUCGGACCGCGAGUCUGCCCGCGAUGCUCUCAACCAGCUGUCCACCGUGUACGCACUCUACACUGCUCGUCCUGGGGAAUUUGAGAACGAGACGGAUGAGUCGUUGUCUGCGGGAGAAGAGGCGGGGGAGAGUGCUAUUAUCGAGACACAGUACAAUCCAGCGGAGGUCCCGCAGGGUGUUAAGGAUGAGGUGCGUCGUCGGGUUGGACAUCGAAUUCGGGAGUUGAAGAAUGCUGUUGAGGCGCUCGAGCAGAGGGCUACGGAGGAUUGA